UCAAGAUGUGGUACCCAACGACAGUAGCCCUUAGCAUGGUGGUAGCCUUCGCGGCUGCAGCCAUAGAAAGUAAUCCAGCGAGGCCGGUUCUGUUCGGAAGUCAGAAGACAGCGCCUCCUCGGGGACCACCUUCCGAUAGUAUCGUCGACAACGAAAACUACACGGAAUGGCGUGUGUUCGAUCAACUUCAAAGUCACUCGAACGCCCACAGCGUGGACAUGUUCCCAAUGCGAUACGUUAGCAAUUCGAAGUUCUACCGACCAGGUGGCCCCAUUUUCCUGUUUGUUGGAGGACCUUGGGAGUUGGAGCAGCAUUUUGUCGAACAGGGGCAUUUUGUAGACUUGGCUGAGGAGAACAACGCCUUUGUUGUAGCCAAUGAGAUGCGUUAUUACGGAGAGAGCUUACCUGUGCCGAAUGCAUCUCGCGGAAACUUGCGUUUACUCCACAUUGUGCAAGCAUGUACGGAUAUUGCCAGGCUCAUCGUGCACAUAAGAUACGAAGUGUUGAGAGAUCCUAACGCAAGAGUGAUCGUGGCUGGUGUGGGUUUCUCCGGCUCACUUGCACACUGGACACGACUGCGUUAUCCUCACCUGAUUCAUGGAGUUUGGGCGUCCGGUGCGAUGUUGCAAGCAAACGAAAAUUACAGAGAGUUUGCCGAAGAGGUUGGGGAGUAUAUUCGUCGAUACGGUGGCAAUGAUUGCUACGGUGCACUCUGGAGAGGUUUCCGUACGGCCGAGAAUUUGAUCGAUGCAGGACAGUCGCAAACUGUUGAUACAUUGUUCAAGGUAUGCACUCCGAUCAACGGUACUAAUCCACUGGACGUUGAAGCAUUUUUCUACGGUAUUUUCAACGAAGUCGUUACAAAUACUUUGCGUCCCAAUCUCAGACAGAACAUAAGAAACAUGUGUGAUACGUUGACUCAUGAAGAUCACGAUAGUAGCCUAACAGGGUUGGCCAGCUGGAUAACUGGUCAGUUCCCAGAAGCAGAGUGCCUUGCAAUGGACUUGGAAAGUAUCGUACAGCUGUUCCAGGAAACCGAUUGGCAGCACGAUGUGCACAAAUCUGGCGAACGACAAUGGUUUUACCAACGUUGUACCGAACUGGGAUGGCCUCUGACGGCAGACUCGAUGAAUCAACCGUUCGGUGUCCGAAUCUCCGCUAAUCUUUUCCAACAGCUUUGUCAGCGAGUUUUCGAUGGCUGGCUCACUUCGGACGUUUUCCGGUCACUUGUUCGACAGACAAAUACAUUGUAUGGAGGAAACCGACCGGAAAUGAGGUUCGUGUUUUACACUCAUGGUUCGCUCGAUCCGUGGAGGUUCACCGGUGUGACUACGGUGCUCUACAACAACAACUACGUCAAUGUCAUUCGAGGUGCUAUCCAUGGAGAAGAUUUGGCCUCCAUUUCGGAUCUGGACUGGGCUGACUUGAGGCGCAGCAAGGAGGAGGUGGGUGAAACCAUUCGUCGCUGGUUGGAGAGGAGAGUUUGAAGAGGCUUACAAUUGCAAUUGGAGGAUUUUCAUAGCCACGU
Messenger RNA from Aedes aegypti (yellow fever mosquito), 1528 nucleotides. Its product is annotated as thymus-specific serine protease. The record is from RefSeq and is a predicted model, not a curated record. Gene Ontology annotation, molecular function: serine-type exopeptidase activity; dipeptidyl-peptidase activity. Lineage: Eukaryota; Metazoa; Arthropoda; Insecta; Diptera; Culicidae. The transcript has 2 exons. The coding region runs from base 6 to 1487 and encodes 493 amino acids. Gene Ontology annotation, biological process: proteolysis.